AUGGUUUACAUAUGCACCCCCCUCCUCCACCUACAAGGACUCCUGAGGCUCCCACACAGGAGAUUAUGUCCUAAGAUGAAAAAAAAACUCAGCCAGAGCAGCACAAAGAUAUUCGCAGUUUCAGAUCCUACAUCUAGCGCCCUGACCUUGAAAAUUCCUGCACCAUACAGCGCGGGGUACAAAGGGACCUACUCAGUUCAACUAGAUAAUGCCGUAGAUUCUGAACCCCAUGCACAGCUACUAGCUAAAGGUACAUCCACCAAAAUCCGUAAACACAUACUCGUCGAUUUGCUACCCGCUGUCGAGAUCAUGAAGAUGCCGGGUUGGGUUGUUGGAGAGUGGAUUGGAUCGCCCAGUUGUGUGCCACCAGUUGUACGCAUGGAAAUUCCGGCUACUCAAACCACCAUGGCAUGGCUCCCGCGGUUGUGCAGAACAAUCACUUUAAUGGCCACAAAGUACUUCCGCAAGCGUUACAGGACACACAAUGAAGAGAGAGAUCAGAUUUGUUGGCACUGCGAGCAGAGACACUACAAUAAGGAUCUUAUCUGCCUACCCGCACGCGCGGAACCGAACCGCUAG
Molecule: messenger RNA, 579 nt
Organism: Lindgomyces ingoldianus
Lineage: Eukaryota; Fungi; Ascomycota; Dothideomycetes; Pleosporales; Lindgomycetaceae
Exons: 5
Coding region: 1-579 (192 amino acids)
Source: RefSeq, a predicted model, not a curated record